Messenger RNA from Chrysoperla carnea, 3133 nucleotides. It is a transcript of the gene AlaRS, whose product is annotated as alanine--tRNA ligase, cytoplasmic. Gene Ontology annotation, molecular function: alanine-tRNA ligase activity; aminoacyl-tRNA deacylase activity; nucleic acid binding. Lineage: Eukaryota; Metazoa; Arthropoda; Insecta; Neuroptera; Chrysopidae. The transcript is spliced from 2 exons. Gene Ontology annotation, biological process: tRNA modification; alanyl-tRNA aminoacylation. Gene Ontology annotation, cellular component: mitochondrion; cytoplasm. The coding region runs from base 173 to 3058 and encodes 961 amino acids. The record is from RefSeq and is a predicted model, not a curated record.
UGAAAAAAUCGUUCACUUUUUUACAGUUUUUAUUGGGUUCACCAGGUCCAGUUAAUUAAUCUACUUAUUAUUAAGUCAUAUCAUAAUAUUUGUAAAAAAAAUUAAGACUUUUAAGUUAAAAAAGUUCAAUAUUUUCUAAUAUUAAUAAUUGUAAUAGUUGUAAGGAAUCAAAAUGAAUACAAAUUUAACAUCAAAAGAAAUUCGCUCAGCAUUUAUAGAUUUUUUCAAGGAACGAGACCAUUUAUAUGUACACUCGUCAUCCACAAUUCCAUUAGAUGAUCCUACCUUACUUUUUGCUAAUGCGGGUAUGAAUCAGUAUAAACCCAUAUUUUUGGGUACUGCGGAUCCAAAUAGUGAUAUGGCAAAAUGGACUCGUACAGUUAAUACUCAAAAAUGUAUUCGUGCUGGUGGUAAACAUAAUGAUCUUGAUGAUGUAGGUAAAGAUGUAUAUCAUCAUACAUUUUUCGAAAUGUUGGGAAAUUGGUCAUUUGGUGAUUAUUUUAAGAGAGAAAUAUGUACAUGGGCUUGGGAACUUUUAACCAAAAAUUUUAAAUUACCUCCAAGCCAAUUGUACGUGACAUAUUUUGGUGGACAUCCAGAAUCUGGCCUGGAACCUGACAUUGAAUGUAAAAAUAUUUGGCUUGAAUUGGGUGUACCUGAAACGCAUAUUCUACCAGGUAGCAUGAAAGAUAAUUUUUGGGAAAUGGGUGAAACUGGUCCUUGUGGACCUUGCUCGGAACUUCAUUUUGAUCGUAUCGGUAAUCGAGAAGUUCCACAUUUAGUAAAUAUGGAUGACCCUGAUGUAUUGGAAAUUUGGAAUUUAGUUUUUAUUCAAUUUAAUCGUGAAUCAGAUGGUAGUUUAAAAUUGUUACCGAAAAAGCAUAUCGAUUGUGGACUCGGAUUAGAGCGUUUAGUUUCUGUUAUUCAAGGAAAACGUGCUAAUUACGAUACAGAUUUGUUUUUACCUAUAUUUGCUGCAAUACAAAAAGGUACCGGAACCCGAGAAUAUCAAGGUUUAGUAGGAGAUGAUGAUAAAGAUGGAAUCGACAUGGCUUAUCGAGUUUUAGCUGACCAUGCACGUACUUUAACAAUUGCUUUAUCUGAUGGAGGUCGUCCAGAUAACACUGGUCGUGGAUAUGUUUUACGUCGUAUUUUACGACGGGCUGUACGAUACGGGACUGAAAAAUUAGGUGCUAAGCCAGGUUUCUUUGCUACAUUAGUUCCUGUUGUCAUUGAAAUAUUAGGUGAUGUAUUCCCCGAAAUAAAAAAGGAUCCUCAAGAAAUUAUGGAUAUUAUUAACGAAGAAGAGGCACAAUUUUUAAAAACAUUAUCACGUGGACGUAAUUUAUUAAAUCGAACUGUUCAAAAACUAGGAGAUUCAACAUCAGUUCCAGGGGAUGUUGCAUGGAGAUUAUAUGAUACUUAUGGUUUCCCAAUCGAUUUAACACAAUUGAUGUGCGAAGAAAAAGGUUUGAAAGUAGAUAUGAAUGAAUACGAAGAAGCUAAAAAGCGAUCACAGUUAGCAUCUCAAGGAAAAUCCGGAACUGCUGAUGAUAGCAUUAAUUUAGAUGUUCAUUCCAUUACCGAAUUACAAAAUUUGGGAAUACCAUCCACGGAUGAUUCAUUUAAAUAUCAAUAUAAACCGAUUUCAAGCGAUAAAACAUCUGAAUAUCAAUUCGAUCAAUGUGUGGCAACUGUGAUUAAAAUUAGACAUGCUAAACAAUUUGUAAAUGAAAUAACAUCAGGUCAAGAAGCUGGCGUGUUGCUUGAUAAAACUUGUUUUUAUGCUGAACAAGGUGGACAAAUUCACGACGAAGGUUUCUUUGAAAAAGUUGGUGAUAAUAGCGUUGAAUUCACUGUUAAAAAUGUUCAGGUCCGUGGUGGGUAUGUUCUACACAUUGGAUCUGUUGAGGGUACUCUAAAAGUUGGAGAUCAAGUAAUCUUACAUUUGGAUGUAACUCGACGACAAUUAGUUAUGAAAAAUCAUACUGGAACACAUGUUCUAAAUUAUGCUUUAAGAAAUGUAUUAGGUAGUGAAGCGGAUCAAAGAGGAUCUUUAGUUGCACCUGAUAAACUACGAUUCGAUUUUACUAAUAAAGGUGCAAUGACUACUCAACAAGUUAAAGAUACGGAACAAUGUGUCGUUGAAAAGGUUCUUAAGAACGAACAAGUUUAUAGUAAAGAAACUCGAUUGUCAUUAGCGAAAACUAUUAAAGGUUUACGUGCAGUUUUUGAUGAGACAUAUCCAGAUCCCGUUAAAGUUGUUUCAGUUGGAGUACCCGUUGACGAAUUGGAACAAGAUCCAUUCAGUGAUGCUGGAACUAAAACAUCUGUUGAGUUCUGUGGUGGUACUCAUCUACACUACACCGGACAUAUUGGAGAUUUUGUUAUAUCAAGCGAGGAAGCUAUUGGAAAAGGUAUUCGUCGUAUAGUUGCAUUAACUGGUCCUGAAGCUGCCAAGGCUUUAAAGAAAGCUGAAUUAUUAGAAAAUGAAGUUAAUAAAUUAAAAGCUGAUAAUUCAGGACCAAAAGAAUUAGUGAAAAAAAUUGUGGAGUUAACAAAUGAUAUUUCACAAGCUGUGAUUCCAUAUUGGAAAAAGGAUGAACUUCGUAAUGUAUUGAAAAAUUUGAAGAAAGAUUUAGAUGACCGUGAUCGACAAAAUAAAGCUGCUGUUGCUGGUCAAGUUGUCGAAGAUGCUAAAGAAUUAUGUAAAAGUAAUCCGGAUGCUGCCUAUUUAGUUAAAGAAUUGAAAGCGUACUCAAAUACCAAAGCAUUAGAUGCAGCUUUGAAACAAGUUAAGCUAUUAAAUCCGAAGACAGCUGCAAUGUUUCUUUCUGUAGAUGAAGAUACUAAAAAAAUAUUUUGUUUAUCUUCAGUACCAAAAGAAGCUGUUGAAAAAGGCUUAAAAGCUAAUGAAUGGAUUCAACAAAUUUCACCAUUGAUGGGAGGCAAAGGUGGUGGUAAACCUGAAUCUGCUCAAGCAUCUGGUACUAAUAUAGGUGCUUUAAAUGAAGUUAUUGAAUUAGCUGCCCAAUUUGCUAAAACAAAAUUAGCAUAACAUGGGUAAAUAAUUACAUUUAUUUAUUUGUUAAAAAAUGAAAAUGUUUCGAGAACAUUUUCCACCGUUUUUUAA